CCUGUACGAAUCGGACAUCACGGACUGGUGUCAACAUGGCAGAUGAAGCAACUAGGAAAGCAGUUUCCGAAAUACCGCUUUUAAAAACUAAUUCAGGACCAAGAGACAAGGAACUGUGGGUUCAGAGACUUCGAGAAGAAUAUUUAGCACUUAUAAAGUAUGUCGAAAAUAACAAAGCAGCUGAUAAUGAUUGGUUUCGUCUAGAGUCCAACAAGGAGGGCACAAGGUGGUUUGGAAAAUGCUGGUAUAUUCACGAGCUUCUCAAAUAUGAAUUUGACAUGGAAUUUGAUAUUCCAGUUACAUAUCCUGCCACAGCUCCUGAAGUGGCCAUUCCUGAGUUAGAUGGGAAGACGGCGAAGAUGUACAGAGGUGGAAAAAUCUGCCUGACAGAUCACUUCAAGCCACUGUGGGCAAGAAAUGUGCCAAAAUUUGGUCUGGCUCAUCUUAUGGCUUUGGGACUUGGACCGUGGCUUGCAGUUGAGAUUCCAGACCUCAUUGCGAAAGGCUUAAUUCAACAUAAAGAUCAAAACAGCUGAAAACAGUAGAAAAAAGCUUUUGCAUUUCACUGUGUCUUAAUAAUGCAAACACAAAUGACAAUUUUAACAACAGUUAGUUUGAAAUCACGGGUUGCUUGACCUGUGGUUUCAUAUUUUUGAUUGUUGCUUCACAGUAACCGUACUUAACAUUCAUGUUUGUACAUAUAUUUUUUCUUUUCUUUCUCAGUAGAUCAGUACCGUUCAUGUAUGUUUCAUCAGUAAAACCUGGUACACAAAUGUGAGACUGUUUCAGUUUGUGGAAUCUCAUGUUUAUUUGAAAGCCUGUAAGGAUUUAAAUGGUCAAACUUUCAAUUUAAAAGAAUAAUUCUCCCAUACAUAAUAAAUUACUCAUUAUUUAUUCAGCCUCAA
Messenger RNA from Danio aesculapii, 905 nucleotides. RefSeq names its product ubiquitin-fold modifier conjugating enzyme 1 (gene ufc1). Gene Ontology annotation, biological process: protein K69-linked ufmylation. NCBI's taxonomy places the organism in Eukaryota, Metazoa, Chordata, Actinopteri, Cypriniformes, Danionidae. Gene Ontology annotation, molecular function: UFM1 conjugating enzyme activity. Gene Ontology annotation, cellular component: cytoplasm. The transcript has 6 exons. The coding region runs from base 36 to 536 and encodes 166 amino acids. The record is from RefSeq and is a predicted model, not a curated record.